AUGCUACAGCUACUUGUUCUUGUCUUCCUUUGCUGUGUGGCAGCACAAGAAUACCCCGGCAAAUUUCAAGUUGACUUAGUCUUCCCCCAGAAUGAGACGUACACACCGCAGGCAUUCUUCCCUGUGGUGUAUGCAGUUCAUAAUUUCAAGGCAGCCGAGGGUUUGAACGUCUAUAUCGCCGGUGAGAUGCAAACCAGCCGCGCGAAAUUCUGGGAGGUCGACGAGCCAAUCGGAGCAGAAGAUUUCGGUGUCUGGAGCCUUCCCGGAGCAAUGUUCGAUCGACCUUUGAGCAGAGAGUGGCCGGAUACCGAUCCCUUAUUCUUCAUAACGUCAAUGAGCCCGAUGACCAAUGGAACGGAAACGCACUUUUACAUUCGGUGGACAGUAGGCAUGACAAACUGUACUGAUGACGGCGAGGAAGAUUUCAGGCCAGAAACCUUCCAACUCGAGUUUAGCGUUGCUCUAGACGGCAAGCUUCCAGAUAUUGCUGGCGCCAUCAGGGGUUGCGACUACCAAUCAACAGCGACUAACGUAUUACGAAGCUACAUCGGCUUUGGCUGUGGACUAGUGGAAGAGAGUGACAUAGACGAUCGGUGCGCCUCUCUAAGCGAAUACGCAGAUGUCGUGGCAGCUAACGUGUCGGACAAGGCCUUAGAUUUUGACAUUGGUCUUCUAGAACAGCCUAGGCCCCGGGAUAUGGCCGAAUGUGCGUUCGACAGGCUUGGUGCGUUGCUUAACCUGUGA
This is a messenger RNA of Parascedosporium putredinis, 744 nucleotides long. NCBI's taxonomy places the organism in Eukaryota, Fungi, Ascomycota, Sordariomycetes, Microascales, Microascaceae. The record is from the annotation of a GenBank genome assembly.